ACGGCUGACGUCAGCGCAGUCAGGCGCAGUCAGUCUGUGACAAACUAAACUAUAAUAAACUUAAACGAAGGAUUGUCGGCUGCGAUGGAGACAAACUAAAGCUCUCUUGUGGAUUUGUUUUUCAAAAACGGAAGGAGAAGAAAAGGAAAAGUUGGGCUCAUGGCUGUGAUUUUUGUUGCUUUCAUAUCAGCAUGUUCCGGGUUGUGGAGCGCGGCCGUCCUCGUGCACGGCCAGACUUGUGUGAAUGAGAGCAGCUAUGCGGAGCAGGUGCUCGAUGUGGGACGUCCAUAUGAGCUGCGGUGUCCCGUCAUCUCCCAGAGCUCCCCUGAAGUCCAGCCGACAUGGCAAAAGAACUGCCUGCAGCUCCCGGAUCAGGACGGGAAGACGUUCCUACAGUUCGCAGGCGUCGGCGUGGAAGACCAAGGAAACUACACUUGCACCCAAAAGGGGAACGUCACAGUUUCAUUCACUGUGAACCUCAUUGUUAAAGAGUCUCGGUGCUCCAAAGCUCCCGAGUUUAAACCCCACGGGGAUGCGACCGAAGUCUGGAGGAGUCUGGGGGACACGGUGAAACUGAACUGCACUGCUCUCCUCCUCUGGGAUCCAUCAGAGGCUCAAUGUGACACCGCGCUCCGGUGGAGUAAAAGCGGCCAGCCCCUAACAAACCACACGCGCUACCCGCAAGACACAUCGUCAUGGUCUCCUGCUGGGGGCCAGCUGAUGGUCAACAGUCUGAUCCAGAUCUCCCUCAGAGAGCCAGAAGAUUUUGGACUUUACAGCUGCACAACGAGGAACAUUUCCGCCGACUUCAGCGUACACAGUUCAAGCAGGCCCAGCCACACGGCUGCUGUCAUCUCAGCCGUCGUCCUCCUCCUGCUCCUGGCUGUCGCUGCUGUCGUGUACUCCAGGUGUCACCUGAACAUCAAGCUCUGGUACAGGGACGCCUACGGAGACUAUGAACUCAACGAUGGAAAAUCAUACGACGUCUACAUCUCCUACGUGAACAAUGACUACGACAGGAAGUUUGUCAACUUUAUUCUCAAACCUCACCUGGAAAAUAAAAACGGGUACAAGGUGCACCUCAACGACAAUGACAUCCUCCCUGGCUCAGAACCUUCUGCGGAGCUUCUGAUGAACAUGAGCCGCUCCAGGCGUCUCAUCGUGCUACUGUCUCACGCUUACCUUGAGCAGGACUGGUGCUCCAACAACUUCAGGCAGGGCUUCCUGCACUUGCUGGAGUUGUGCCAGCGACCCAUCAUUGUCACGCUGGAGGGACAGUCCAGACGCAUGAGUCCUGAUAUCAAGCAGCUGCUCAGUGAACACCAGCACCGCCUUACUUUACUCACCUGGAGGCAAAACUCUGUGACUCCGUCCUCCGUCUUCUGGAAGGAGCUAACUUUAGCGAUGCCUCGCAGAAUCCUCUUCCACAGCGAGUCUGGAGGUGACCCUCAGACCGUCCUUCAGGAUGACAAAGACCCCAUGCUGACCCUCGACCCUGACUACCUGGACUGCCGCUCAGACACCGACCCUGCAGGAGACUUGGGUGUUCGCCUGCCCGUGUUCAAGGCUCUGGCCUGCAGGGCCCCCGUGCUUCCUGUUGCACCCACAACAGCAGCUGAGCCGAAACCCUCCGACAUCGACGUGUCGGAUCUGGGAUCACGCAACUACGGCGCCCGCUCAGACUUCUACUGUCUCGUCACCGAGGGUGAUGUCUGACCCACGCUGGUCUCUCCAAAACAGUUCCUGGUAUUUAUUUCAUGAAACUGAAAAACUUUCAGACUUUUGUUUUCUCUCCGUCUGCACUGCCCGUCACUGAAAUCAAAUGUCUUUUAUUCACCACAGGCUGAUUCUAUGUUUUUGAAUUUUGUACGGGGUGUAAAAUAUUUUACAGAGAAAUGAUGAGAAAAGAAUAAACCUGUAUAAACUCUCACUGGUCACUUUGUCAGGUUUGACCUAAUAAA
This is a messenger RNA of Cololabis saira (Pacific saury), 1961 nucleotides long. RefSeq names its product single immunoglobulin and toll-interleukin 1 receptor (TIR) domain (gene sigirr). The record is from RefSeq and is a predicted model, not a curated record. The coding region runs from base 160 to 1716 and encodes 518 amino acids. Lineage: Eukaryota; Metazoa; Chordata; Actinopteri; Beloniformes; Belonidae. Gene Ontology annotation, biological process: signal transduction. The transcript has 10 exons.